UUGAAGCAGGCGUCUGCCAGCGACUUGUGGAGCUUCUGAUACAACUGGCUUCCAGAGGUUGUAUUAAACCACUCUGUGAUCUUCUAAUCUGCCCAGAUCCAAGGAUUAUAACUGUGUGCCUUGAAGGUCUUGAGAACAUUCUGAAGGUGGGUGAGGCAGACAAAGGAAUUGGAAUGAAUGACGGGAUCAAUAUUUGUGCACAACUGGAGAGAGAUUGGGCUGAGGAAGAAUUGGAAAGUAUUCCCUCAAUGGUGCAAGGAUUAUGGUCUGAUGAUCCUGCUUUGCAAUUGGAGGCUACCACUCGGUUUAUGAAGCUAUUAUCAAUUGAACACAGCCCUCCAAUUGACGAGGUUAUAAAACCAGGUGUGGUCCCUCGGUUUGUGGAGUUUCUUGGAAGACAUGAUAUGCCCCAGUUGCAAUUUGAAGCUGCAUGGGCUUUGACCAAUGUUGCAUCUGGAACAUCAGAUCAUACACGAGUUGUUAUUGAACGUGGUGCGGUCCCCAUGUUUGUGCGGCUUCUUAGCUCUGGCAGUGAUGAUGUCAGAGAGCAGGCAGUAUGGGCUGUAGGAAAUGUUGCUGGUGAUUCUCCUAGUUGCAGGGGUCUUGUUCUUGGACAAGGUGCGCUAAUGCCACUGCUAGCUCAAUUAAAUGAAAAUUCCAAGUUAUCCAUGCUGGGGAAUGCUACAUGGACUUUAUCAAACUUUUGUCAUGGCAAGCCAGCAACACCAUUUGAUCAGGUGAAGCCUGCCUUACCAAUUCUUCGACAACUUAUUCACUUAAAUGAUGAAGAAGUCUUGACAGACGCUUGCUGGGCCCUAUCGUAUCUCUCAGAUGGUCCAAAUGACAAAACUCAGGCUGUGAUUGAAGCAGGCGUCUGCCAGCGACUUGUGGAGCUUCUGAUUCAUCCAUCACCUAUGGCUCUUCGGACAGUGGGAAACAUUGUUGCUGGUGAUGAUUCCCAGACCCAGUUUGAAGCUACAUGGGCUUUGACCAAUGUUGCAUCUGGAAUAUCAGAUCAUACACGAGUUGUUAUUGAACAUGGUGCGGUCCCCAUGUUUGUGCAGCAUCUUAGCUCUGGCAGUGAUGAUGUCAGCAAGCAGGAGGGGGGAUGGGGCACAACAAACAUCGCUUUUAUUUCUAACAAUGGUGGUGGAACAAUAUUUGUUGGUGUGGAUUCGAGGACCACAUCUGGAUUUGCGAAUGGAAGCGGUGGUCCAUGUGCCUUGAAAUACUUGGACAGUUGCAAUUUGAAAGUCCAUGUUUCAAAUGAACUAGUUCAACAUGUGAUAAGGGCUAUAUUAUAUGCAACCCUUUUUGAUGAAUCUAGCGGUGGAUAUGUGCGCGUAUUCAAGGUAUUAAAACAAGGAGGUUAUGAAAGGGUAUAUAACCGACCGGUUUUGAGAGCGCUUGUUGAUCAUUAUGAUGCCUUAGCUAGUUAUCUUUCCAAAUCAUUGUUCUUUCUCUUUGACGAGCUUGAUUACGAAUAUACACAUGACAUUAAUGUGAAAGUGCAUGAAGGAUUCCGAAGACAGUUUGAUGAAGAAUAUCAAAAGAAUGUUGUCAUAACUCAAGGACAAACAUACACUAUGCGACUUGUACAUUUCAAGAACCCAAUUGAUGAGCUAUAUGAGAGGUUGGAAAGAAAAAAUAGUCAGCGUGUUGUGCCCCCUGAAGUUGGAUAUCUACCGUCAGUUCGAAUUGAAGAAAUUGGUGAGGCUCCUAUUUUGUGUGGUAAGGUAACACAGGAGUUGGUGAGAAAUUUACGGGACAUAUGA
Messenger RNA from Prunus dulcis (almond), 1775 nucleotides. RefSeq names its product importin subunit alpha-4-like. Bases 174 to 1775 code for a protein of 533 amino acids. NCBI's taxonomy places the organism in Eukaryota, Viridiplantae, Streptophyta, Magnoliopsida, Rosales, Rosaceae. Gene Ontology annotation, cellular component: nucleus. Gene Ontology annotation, biological process: NLS-bearing protein import into nucleus. The record is from RefSeq and is a predicted model, not a curated record. The transcript has 11 exons. Gene Ontology annotation, molecular function: protein binding; nuclear import signal receptor activity.